AUGAAGCUCGGAGAAUCAGUGACUGACUACCUUGGCAGAGUGAUGGUUGUAGCAAAAGUAGCCCAAGCUCGGAACCAACCAUGCCCUACCGACCAACCCCAUAGUCAGACUUAUGCUAGUCGUACUGAGCUUAAUGAUGGAUCUAAUAUAUUGGCCUCACUUCAUGGAGAAAGAGAGAGUUCCUUGCUUGUACAUGAACAAAAAUUCAGAAAGGUUGGAGGAGAUGAGCAAGCACUAAAAGUGUCAUACGAGGACAAAACAGGAAGACAAGGGAGAGCACGAGGAGGCUUUAGAGGCAGUGGAGUUAUGAGAGGCAGAGGCAGAGGUAGAGGUCUGAACAAAUAUGAAUGUCCGCAAUGGGAAAAGGCUGCCAAUUAUGCUGAAAUAGAUGAGGAUGAAAAACUGCUUCUAAUGGCUUUUGUGGAAGAGAACAAAUCAAGUAGAGAAGGGGUGUGGUUCCUUGAUUCAGGCUGCAGCAAUCAUAUGACAAGGAACAAACAGUGGUUCACUGAAUUCGACAAAGAUUACAGGCACUCUGUGACGGUUGGAAACAACAUGAGAAUGGCUAUGAUGGGCAAGGGCUGUGUUAAAAUACAAGUUGGAGAUGCCAACAUAGGUCAACUGCAAGAGAAAGGUCUAGCUAUUCUGAUUCAAGAUGGAUCUUGCAAAGUCUAUCAUACGACAAGGGGUCUUAUCAUGUAG
Molecule: messenger RNA, 702 nt
Organism: Olea europaea var. sylvestris
Lineage: Eukaryota; Viridiplantae; Streptophyta; Magnoliopsida; Lamiales; Oleaceae
Exons: 4
Coding region: 1-702 (233 amino acids)
Source: RefSeq, a predicted model, not a curated record